AUGCUGAAAAGAAGUUUUCUUCAGGCUGAGCGUUGGGAGAGUUUAGGUAAACCUUUGAUUCAAGAUGAAACUGAUGGUCUAAGCCGGGCUAAAAGACCCAGAACUCUUCCCGACACUCGUAUAAUCCAGAGAUCUUCUGAAGUGCCUCCAGUUCAAAAAGCACUUAUCAUCGAUUCAUUUGAAAAUGAGAUGACUUUGAGGGAAGAUGUUGAUGUCCCUCUAGAGCUCGAUGAUUACGAUAUUUUGGUGAAAAACAGUUAUGUUGGUCUAAACCAUUUUGACUGGAAAACAAAGAAGUACAAGUUUUGCAUUUACAGUUUUCCAUGGAUCAAUGGUAGAGAAAGUAGCGGUGUAGUUGUAAAAUUGGGUAAAAAAGUUUCUACUAAGGAUUUCCCAUUGAAUUGUAAGGUUUUUCUGGCCAGCACCAGUUACCGCAACAUUCAGACAUCUACUUUUCAGGAGUAUACUGUAUUUGAUUCGAGACUUGUGUGGAAAGUCCCAUCCACGGUACCCGUUCUUGACGUCGAAGAACGCACAAAAUAUUCACCAGGUUUUGAUCUGUCUGCUUUCGCUGGCACAGGUGUCAGUUUAGUGACCGCGGGCUGUUCCUUAUCAUAUUUCUUGGAUUUCGAUAAUCUGACAUCAUUGAAUGGAAACAAGAAAUGUCUAGUAAUCUGGGGAGGAUCCACGUCGAUUGGUCAUUUUCUCAUUCAACUGGCCAAGUACUCCAAUGCCUUCGAAAAGAUUAUUGCCGUCGCAGGCCUGCAGAGCACCGCACAUCUCAAAACAUUGGGGGCAGAUGAAGUAAUAGAUAGAUUCGAAACUGAAGAUAACAUUAUCGAGAAGUUGCUUGAAACCUGUUCUAACAAAGUGGAGUACGCCAUUGAUUUAGCAUCCAAAGAUUCAGCCAAAAUUCUAAUGAAAGUCAUGCAAAAAAGUGUGCAGGCAAGUGAAAAAAAAAUAGUCUGCGUCUCUGGAACCCCUUCUGAUGAAGAUUCAUACGACGGCAUCGCCGUUGAAACAAUCAAUAUUAAGAAAUUUCACGAAAACAUUGAAUUUGGGAAAAGUUUUGUACGGUACACCUCGGAGCUCUUCGGAGAGAAAAAAUUAAAACUUCAAAGAAACAUCAAGUUAAUAGAUGACAAGGAUUCCUUCGAUGACAGGAUCAAAAGAGGUUUGAAGGACUUGGAAGAGCAAAAAUAUAAGGGUACGAAAAUUGUUGUUAAAAUAUAA
Lachancea fermentati is the source of this 1233-nucleotide messenger RNA. The record is from the annotation of a GenBank genome assembly. Lineage: Eukaryota; Fungi; Ascomycota; Saccharomycetes; Saccharomycetales; Saccharomycetaceae.